AUGCCGGGUCUGCACCGCACGUCAGUAGAUCCCGCCUCGUUGCCGCCACCGGAGUACUGGAAUAACUUCGAACCUCUGUAUGCCAACUCCGAUCACUCACAUCAACAUGCGCAUCCUCCUCAACAGCAAUUACACCGUCACCAACAGCCUCCCGUGCAACCUCAAUCGCAGCAACAGCCACAGCCACAGCAGCCGCAGCAGUCGCAGCAACAAUCACAACAGCCGCUGGGAAUUAGCUGGGAUCAUCCCGUCUUCAGUCAGAAUCCUCCAUCGCGAAGCCCGUUGCCAACACCACAAGAAUCAAGUCAUGGCUUGUAUUCCUCUUCCACCCCGCAAUCAUGGCGGGCAGCAGCUCUGCACCCGCAGCCCAUCUUGCCUGCAACGGCCCAUCCGAUUGGAAUGACACCUCAAUACCGCCAACCUCCGCAAUAUUCUCCAGCACACCAUGCAUAUGAAGCGCAGCAGCUGCCCGCUUCAGACAGCGCCCACUUUCCCGCCUACGCCUUUUCUCGAUCCUACUAUCCUCCCCAGAACCUCUCUGUGCCGGACGUCUUUCCUCAAUCCCACUCGCAUUCACCUUCCACGGCUCAGCCACAGGCGCAACCAACACACUUUCGAUCCGAUCCACAUCAACACCAUGUUCCGCAGUAUUCACUGCCCGCGGGCUACGGGGAAGGGAACUCGGUAUGGCAACCGACCCGAUUACCGCCACACACCGUACUAACUGAUUCCAAGCAUGUGCCGAUGAAUUACAGCAACGACUUCACGCAGUCGACUCCCAAUGUCUCCACUCAAACCAUCAACCCUCAAUUUCUCAGCUCCGCACAGCAGGCGGCCAAUCAACAACAGCCUUCCCUUCACGCGAAUGAACUUCUCUACCUGAACCCAUCGGACUAUGAUCGCUCCGAUGAACCAAAGCUUUAUACCUUCUAUCGGGAAGAGUUGCCAAUGCCAUCUGCUAUGGGGCAGUCCAUAACACAUAACCAGCCCAUUGCCCCUAAACCGCAAUCGGCAUACGAGUUUGUGCUACCCAUCAAUGGUCCCAACCUGUCUCAGUCUCUCACAGCUGCGAAGGGCGCUAAAGUAGCCAAGAAAUCAGCCGCGAAGAAACAGUCGACCGUUCAGUCUAAGAAGGCGGCGACUAAAACAAGUAGUAAGAAGGUAGAUGGGACUGCUAACUCGGAAUCGGAGACGGACAGUUCGGACUCAGAGCUUGAGAUUGAGGAUCCGACUCCUGAAGAGCCGUCUCCCCUCCCCGCCAUUCGGCCCAGUGAACCUGAGGCUGCUGCCAAGUAUGAUGCUUUAAAGGCUGUGUGGUCCCCACGUAAUCGACGGCCUAAUGUUGACAAGGUCAAAAGUGCGCUGGUCGCAUUUAAAGACGUUGUGAAAACCGUAAGGGAUGCUUGGAAAGACAGCUCCCAGGCCAUGAAGGCGGCCGAGAAUACAGGCAAUAAUGAGAAAGCGGCCCAGCUGAAGAAGGAGGUGGUCCUGCAGCGCCGUCUCAUGGAGGUGGUCGUUUGUGCGACUUUGGAAACGGGCCAUCCAAUGAUUGUCGAGAAAUUGGGCGAACAUCCCAUAGCGGUGGCGGCCAUGUAUUCAUUCUUGCUGGACCGACACCAGGCUGCGGAUAUCAAUGGGACAUUGACAGUCAAUAUUCUGAAAUUGCUCUCGCACUUCGUUACCAUGGACGAAGAUGUGCUUCAAAAAACCAACGUGGCCAAGUUGUUGCCUCGGUUCGUCAAGAAAGGCGGCCCAGCUGUCAAAGAAUUGGCGCAGAAGAUCAUGGACAAUGCUGCGGCAUCCACCAAAAGGAAGCAGGAGACUGCGAAGCCAGCGGCUAAGGACGGCUCGCCUAGUAGGCAGACAAACACGGCCUCUGCGGCGACGGCUCCUGAUGGCGCCCGGGCAGAGUUAGCUGGGUCUAAAAGACCUCGUGAGGUCGAAAGCAAUGGGCAGCCGGCAACGAAGCGAGUAGUCGUAACGUCUAAUGUCAAGAAACCGGUGGGCGCUGCCGCACCGGUUCGGCGACCGCAAGAGGCAGUCCAGGAGACAAAGGCAGCGACAGCGCAGCCGGCUCGUCCGAAGACAAAUAUCGUAGCACCCAAGCCGACCAAUCUGUUUGGAAGUCUGUCUUCAGCCUCAAAGCGACCCGGAACAUCCAAUGCUGAAAGAGCGGCGGCAGCCGCGGCAAAGACCAGUAAUCCUCCAGAGCGGAAAGAACCUCAGCCUGCACCUCCGCGACCGACCUUUUCAUUUGGGGACCUUAUGGCUGAUCUGAACAAGCCCAAGGAGUCGGCUCCUGCGCAGCCAUUGGAACCCAAGACGCCCGAGACGGAAGAAGAGCGGAAGAAGCGACUCCGUAAGGAGGCUCGACGCAGAUUGCGGGUCACCUGGAAACCCGACGACUCUCUUACCGAAGUUAGGCUGUUUACUCAUGAUCCCGACGAGGAGCUUGGCCCCAGCGAUCGCAUGCAGCGUGAGGCGGGUGACGUGAAAGGCGAAGGAAGCGUCUUGAAGCUCCACCGUGAUCUUGAUGACGAUGAGGACGAGGAGGGUGGUAUUCGCGAGGAACAGUUGCUGGAGUAUAUGCUGCCGUCUGAAAUCGAUUUCGUGGAGAUGCCUUUCGAAGAACGUAGCCGAAACUACGUCAAGCGUGGUGGCACUGAUAUUCCCGAGAGUGCAGAGAAGAAAGCUCAGGAGCAUCGCGAGGCAACCACCCUCAUGGUGUUCUAUACAUCGCCUGCCGAUGUGCCGUCCACGCCCAAAGAGCCUCCCCAAUCUGACACUGAAGAGCCGGCACCGGGUGUGGUCUCUUUUGGCGAGCUUCCUGACCAUGUCAAGGCCCGGCAGAGUCGCUACUUCGCUGCAAUGAAACCUCAAGCACCACCUGCACCUACGCCCGCACCCGCGACAAAUGGCCAAGCGCCGUUUGAUAUCUCGAAUUUGCUGAAGAUUAUUCAAAGUGCGCCCCAACAACCAAAGUCGACGCCUCCCCCUCAGGUUCAGCCCUCAACUGCGCCAAUGUCAGACCUUGAACGGACAUUCAGCAUGUUCCGACAGGCGCAGCCCCAACCGACGUCGCAGCCUCCCAUACUGCAAAUGCCGCAGUUUCCUGCAGCUCCUCAGCCCGCAGCAGGCCAGGGCAUUGACCUUCAAAAUAUCCUAGCCAUCAUGAACGCUCAGAAGCAGAUGCAACCUGCGGUCACUGCCCCGCAGGUUCCGCCGGCUCAACCAGCCAUUGCGCCUAAUCUCGCUGCCAUUUUCUCGCAAAUCAGCGGCCAGAACCAGCCCAACGCGGGCAACGCGCCUCAGCAGCCGGGGCAUUUUGAGGAUCCAGAACGCAAACGCCUUCGCGAGUCUGGCGGAUAUGAUGGGGCCGACGAUGACCGGUACGGUUACUCGAAGCGUAACAAGUACAACAACGAUCUUGGCAAAAAACACCCCAAGGCAGGAUCUGUACCUUGCCGAUACUGGCAGAGCGGGAAAUGUCGCAAAGGUGACGAAUGCACAUAUCGCCAUGAUCCGCUGAUCUGA
Molecule: messenger RNA, 3534 nt
Organism: Aspergillus saccharolyticus JOP 1030-1
Lineage: Eukaryota; Fungi; Ascomycota; Eurotiomycetes; Eurotiales; Aspergillaceae
Exons: 9
Coding region: 1-3534 (1177 amino acids)
Molecular function (GO): metal ion binding
Source: RefSeq, a predicted model, not a curated record